CUAUUUUCUCAGAGGGCGUAUCAGGACAGACAUCUGCUUUCACUCAGUGGCCGCUCUCAGGUUUCUCUCUGUCUGUACUCCUUACAUAGUUUGGUGAUUUCUCAGGGACUUUCUCAGGGAGCGCAUCGAAAAAAGCGUCUCUUGGAAUCCAACCGAAUGGCCGUUCUCAGGCUUCUCUUUGAAUAUUUUCUGAUUGAAAUUCAUACCACAUGGUCACAUGGAGCGAUCGAAGUAGAUGUGUGCGAUCUUCAACAUCUUUCUAUAGUUUCAACAAAUUUAGAAAUGGCAGUGAUAUAAUAAGAAUAAAUGCUGGUGUUGUAUUAUUGCAUCAUUUAUAUCAACAUAACACGAAUCUGAAUGAUAAAAAGGAAUUAAAUUAUGUAUUAAACAGAUUAGUGCGUAGUUUAGGAUCAUCAACAGUAUUUGCAAAAAGAGGGUCUUACAGCACUUUGACAGUCUUUCUGAGAAUGAUACAUUAUGAAAAUUCAAUAGAAAAGCUUUUGUCUAUAAUGAAUACUCAAUUGCAUCCAGCUAGUAGCAAUUCUAAAAAUGAGAAUUCUGAUAUAUAUAUGGGAUAUAUAUUAUUAUGCGGUGCUCUAAUACGAUCUAAAUUACUUGUUCAAAAUACUGUUGAAAUACAACAACAGGUGAUAAAGACUCUUUUGAAUGCUGGUAAACAACGCAGUUAUUUGUCAUUUAUCUCUGUUAUAUUUCUUGGUGAAUUCAUUGUACAUCUUGAUGUUAAAUCUAUGAAGAAAGCUAUUUGGCCAAUUAUCAAACAACAAUUUGGCAAACCAUGGUCUGAACAAACGUUGGAUACAUUUUAUAUACUGCUUGUUAUUAAAGAUAGACAUCCAUCAUUACUUGAUCAUAAGUUUUUAAAAGAACACUUGGGUGUGAAAGAUAUUAUUACUAAAGAAUCUAUAGAAGAUGUCAUCAAAUUAUUAAUGAGUUUACCUAGAAUUGUCUCUCAUCAUCAUCCAGUGUUUAAACUAUUUUGUGAGAAGUUGGUAUCGUCUGAACUUACAGCCGAUUUUUGGAGAAGCAUUGAUCAGAAACUUAUAAAACCAUCAAAAAGGGAUGAAUAUAUUGUUAUAGAAAUUUUACGAUUAAUACUUUCUAAUAUUACAGAUAUGACUAUAAUUCCAUUAUUAUUAUCUCCAAAUCUUUUGCAACACAUGUUGAAAAGAUUUUCUAAUUGUAGAAAAAACACUAAUGAUGAAGUUUUAAUAGCAUUCAAAGAAGUUUUACAUUUAAUGGUAUAUGUUAUGAAUGAUAAAGACAUUAAGACAGAGACACAGCUGAAUAUAUUAGAGAAAUUUAUAUUAUAUCCUGGUGACUUAAUGAUAGAAAAAAAAACAGGUACCAAAGUAAUUCAAAUAAUAACGGGAAAACUGAAAUUUGAUGGUAUUAAGAAGUUAUGCCAAUUGUAUAGAAACAUUAUAGAAAAUAAAAUAACUAAGAAAAAGAACAACAUAAAAUUGGAAUUAUGGACAAAUGCAGAGCGAAGUUAUGCAGCACAAUUAUUAACAAGAUUAUUGGGACAUCCGGAGACUCUUUCAAAACAGGACUGGAGACUUACACAACUUAUAUAUUUGUUUAAUCAUGGUUUAUGUGAAGUGCCAAAUGUUGGAAUAGAUCUGGCGCUACAACUUAAAGAUUCUUUUUAUCGUGCGCUGGAUUAUAAAUUACCAAAAUUGGAUGAUGUCCGAAAUUUAUUAAGUGCACUUGUCCAUGAAUUUGAUUCAAAAUUGAGAUCUAAUACCAUACGAUUAAAGUCAUCAUUGAAUGAUGUAACAUUUGAUGCUUGGAAAAGAGUAAUAGAUUUGAUUGAUAAAUUAGAGAAUACUACAAAGAAUGCAGAAGCUUUACCGAUAUUCCAUACAAUGAAUUUACACAUGGGUCUGCAAUUAUUCUCCGAACCUGAAAUGGCAGUGAUGUCGAUUAAUGAACUUCAGUGCUGUUACAAAAGAUUAAUUAAAAAUUCCAAAGAACACACUCAGACCAAUGCAACUAUAAAAGAAGAACCACAUUGGGUUGAAGUAGUAGUGGAUCUUUUGUUAUCUCUUUUAUCUAGGAAUAAUCAUCUAUUACGUUCAUUAGUUGGCUGUGUAUUUCCACAUAUCUGUCCAUAUUUGACUUCAUCUGCUAUCUAUCAAAUAUUAGCUGUAUUAGAUAUAAGAAAUAACGAUAAUGCGCUUACCAUAGAAGAAAGUGAUGAAAGUUCAGGUACAGAAGAAAAUGAAUCAGACGAUGAUGAUAUAGAGAAUGCUUCAAAUAGUGAAGUUUCAUCAAAAGACAGUGAAUCUGGAUCUGAUAAUGAAAUUUUAGAUGAAGAUGAAACAUUGACAGAUAGAUUGCGAAUAGCAGUGCAUCGAGCUUUAGGUGAUGCUGCAACUAAAACUGACGAAGAAGAUAUUGAUGUAGAUCAAAUAAAUGAUGACGAAGCCAAGCGAUUAGAUAAAUCUUUAGCAACAGCGUUCAAAAUUUUACGAGUAAACCGUCAAGGUCGUAAUAAAAAGCAAGAAAAAACGGAUCAAGCUUUGACACAUUUUAGAGUUCGUGUCAUAGAUUUGUUGGAUAUAUAUUUAGAGACUUAUCCAUCUAUGGCAAUUAUUGUGGACAUCAUUGUGCCACUUUUUUCUUUACUAGAAUUUUGUAUAAAAGAUCCACAUCAAAAACCUCUUGAGCAUAGAAUUCGUGCUUGCUUGAGAAAGUUAGCAGCGGUGAAAAAGUUUAACGAUAUAACAAAUGUUGAUGAUAAUUUAUUAACGACAGUGUUAAAGGUUUUAAUCGAAAAAGGAGAACGUUCCGCUUCAAUCUAUCAAGAAAUAAGUGAUAAAUUAGCAGAGUGUUGUACUUUUCUUGUAAGAUAUAUGCAACAAACCAAUUUAUCAAUGGAAGGUGUUAUUAACAUUUAUGACGAGAACUUAACUGCAUUCUUUAAAAAAAGGGAUUGCGUCCUUUCAUUUAUGUUAUUUAAAGGUGUAUUACAGCUUUGUUGGAAAGGUAACUGGCAACUUGCAUCUGCAUUGGUGGAUUUUGCUUUUGAUAGCAGUAUUCGGUACUUUCGUAGAAGUCAGGCACUUGAAUUAUUAUUAAUUUUCUAUAAUAAUAAUCGAUUGCACACACAACGCAUGAAUACAAAAUGUGAAGAUGUAAGAAUAAAAUUAGAAACGAAGCUUUAUAAUAAUAUUAUAUACAUGUUCAAAGAGUUUUGUAAUCUAUUUGCAAGUGAUAAUAGUCAAUUUUUGUCAUGUAACGUUACUGAAGUUCAGAAAAAAGUACAACAGAAAUUUAUUGGUCUUCUUUUGAUAUUAUUACGUGUUGUUUAUACAUCUCAUGUACCGCAAGUAUGGGAUUGGCAAAAUAUUAAAAGCAUAUUAGUAAUAUAUAAAGGGCAAAAUAUUCUUUCCAAGGAUGUAAAAAGUGCAUACAAAAAACUUGAAAUAAAAAUAGGAGCAUCAAAUAAUAUGUCAUCAGUAAAAGACAAUACUGAAUUGAAUUAUUCAAUCAAUACUGCUAUAUAUGAUAAUGAUAAACAGAACAAUGAAAGUUUGCAAGAAAUAAAAGCAAAUAGUUCAAAAGAAGAAGCUAUAUCUCUUAGUAAUAAUAUGCAAAAGAAGAAAAAAAAUAAAAAUGAAGGAAAUGAACAAAUAUUGAAGAGAGAAGCCUGUGAAUCACAUACAAACUUUAAAUCUAAAGAUUUAAAGUUACUUAAUUUUAGCAAAAUGAAUUUAACAGAAAACCAAGUGGGCAUAACAGAAAUUCUCCAUAAUAGAGAUUUAUAUGAUAACAAUAAGAUAACAUGUAUAAAAUCUCAUAAAAGAAGUUAUAAACAAGCAGUGGGAAGUGACUGUGAAGUUAAAAGAAAAAAAUAAAAUAAUAAUUGUGCCUGAUGUAAUUUUUAAAUUUAAAAAUAAUAAUAA
Harpegnathos saltator (Jerdon's jumping ant) is the source of this 3929-nucleotide messenger RNA. RefSeq names its product MYB binding protein 1a (gene Mybbp1A). Gene Ontology annotation, molecular function: RNA binding; sequence-specific DNA binding; transcription corepressor activity. NCBI's taxonomy places the organism in Eukaryota, Metazoa, Arthropoda, Insecta, Hymenoptera, Formicidae. Gene Ontology annotation, cellular component: nucleolus. The record is from RefSeq and is a predicted model, not a curated record. The coding region runs from base 210 to 3881 and encodes 1223 amino acids. The transcript has 11 exons. Gene Ontology annotation, biological process: regulation of DNA-templated transcription.